GGUUUUUCUGGGUGUGAGAUUUGUGGUAUAUAAACUUCGAUUUCUUUGUCUCAGGAUCGAUAUCAAUAUCAAUAUCUUCAUUUCAAUAUUAAACAUCUUUAUCAGACCAGUCUUAGUAUUUCUUGUUUUGCUUCGAUUACCCCAUUAUAUACUUGAAUUGAACACUAUCCCUCAACCAUGCAUAUCACAGCAGCACGCUCUCUCACCCUCCUGGGUGUUUUCGCCUACUCUUCCACCGCAUCAGCUUGGCCACAAACAUCCAUCAGUCCUCAGAACGCCUUGGAAUAUAAUCUCGCAGCAGAACCAACUCUUUCUCCUAUCCCCUCCGAUACAUCACUCUCUAUGAUCGCAAUCAGUCAACACAUAAAUACCGAUACAGAACCCGAAGACGCACAUCACGCACGCAACUUAGGUCCGUUCGGCCAAGAAGGAUUCAACAUCGCCACAUAUCGAACUGGCGCUCCCACAGAUGCAGAAGUAGUAGCCACAUCUCCGAUCCCAACCCCCGUCCCUUCCAUAACAGCUGAUCUGAGUUGGAGUAGAGAAUUCCUUACUCCGACUACUACUAUUAUUGUUCCUGCGUCGACAAUCUACUACACUGUCGCUACGGUUACUAUUACUGCGCGGGAUGUGGAUGCGUUGGAAACGGGUUCGGGUUCGGGUUUGGUUAUUGUACCGCUGAGUGAAGCGCCGCGGACUUUCCAAACGAUUACGAGAUCGUCUGCGAGUACGACUUCGGCUGUGGGGAUGGGGAAUCAGGGGCGGGGGUUUGAGGAGAAGAAGGAGAGGUGUGAAAAGCUGGGUGAGGAGGAGGUUCUGGGUUGUUUGGAGAGGGAGGGAUUGUUGGUGCCGUGGACCACGGUUACGCAGGUGAGGGGUGGGAAGACGAUGGUGGAGGUGGGGGUUAGUUUAGGGGUGGGGAGGAGGAGAGGGGAGGCGAGGGUUACAGGGGGGAUUUAGGGUUGGAUGAGGAGGGGGGGUUGGUGGUUUGGGAAUGUGUUUGGGAGGGGUUUUGGAGGGGUGGAGGUUUAUGAGAGAAUAGGGAGAUUAAGGAGAAAACUGCUUUCGUUGGGAUUUGGGAUUACUCAUUAUGUGAAACGUUUUAUUAGUGUAGUGUAUUAGCCAAUUCAGUCUAAAUGACGAGGAUAUCUAAAUCUUAAGCUAUAGCUUUCGAAAUACAACACAUUUUUGUAAACCCA
Botrytis cinerea B05.10 is the source of this 1199-nucleotide messenger RNA. RefSeq lists its product as hypothetical. The transcript is spliced from 2 exons. Bases 178 to 960 code for a protein of 260 amino acids. The record is from RefSeq and is a predicted model, not a curated record. NCBI's taxonomy places the organism in Eukaryota, Fungi, Ascomycota, Leotiomycetes, Helotiales, Sclerotiniaceae.